AUGGCUGCGAGGAACGAGAGUGGACGACCCCGGGAGGACGACAUGGCAUUCGAUGAGAACGACACAGCCGGCGACGAGGACCAUCUAAUAGCCAAAGAGGGCAGAAGUCAUGAUGGGGCAAGACGAUAUGAGGCACCUGCUGCUCGCGAACGUCCAUUCAACAAGUACCUGGUGAUCUUGUCUGUCAUGCUUGGUGUCGUGUGUCUUGGUUUGAUGGCGGCGUUGUACUUUGCCACAAGAUCAGAUGGAGGGAUCAAAUCACCCAUACCAACCAUGCCCAAGAAAUUUGUCAAGUUCGAACAGAACCCUCUGUACGCCGGCCCUUCGACCCAGGAGAUCGAUCAAGCCUGGGGGUCCCUCACACCAGACGGCGACGGCUUCCUCAUCAUCGACAACCCCCGGACCUACAAUCUCCCACCCGGCAAACAGACCUCCAAAGGCGAAGUCUACGACGUCUCCCUCUUCCACCAACUACACUGUCUGACCAACAUCCGGAAGCACAUGAUCCUUUUGACGGGCGCUCUCGGAAGCAACAACACGGAGCAGAUCCAGAAGGUCUUACUGGAUCCAGAGGUUCCGCAUAUGUAUCAUUGUCUGGAUUAUAUCCGGCAGGCGCUGAUGUGUGCGGGUGAUCUUACGAUUGAGUGGCCGAGGGAGGAGGAAGACGGGAGGAGGUUUGCUUUUGAUGGAUGGGGAAUUACUCAUGAGUGUAAGAGUUGGGAUGCGAUUAUGAAGUAUAUGGCUGACAACGAUAUCAUGGGUGCUUUCUGA
This is a messenger RNA of Saxophila tyrrhenica, 771 nucleotides long. RefSeq lists its product as uncharacterized. The transcript has 4 exons. The record is from RefSeq and is a predicted model, not a curated record. Lineage: Eukaryota; Fungi; Ascomycota; Dothideomycetes; Mycosphaerellales; Extremaceae. Gene Ontology annotation, biological process: mycotoxin biosynthetic process. The coding region runs from base 1 to 771 and encodes 256 amino acids.